Molecule: messenger RNA, 1083 nt
Organism: Meloidogyne enterolobii
Lineage: Eukaryota; Metazoa; Nematoda; Chromadorea; Rhabditida; Meloidogynidae
Source: the annotation of a GenBank genome assembly
UUUUUGUAUAUGUAUUUAAAAUGUUCUCUAAUAGCCUCUAAAAUUUUUUGAUGGUUAUAAUAAAAGUUAUAUUCGAAAAUUUCGGGCUGGUCAAAGUACUGAUUUUUAACAAAUAUAUCGAAAUAUUUGGCCAAUUAUCCCCUCAAUGUUUGUUGAGGGGUUACAAUAAAUACUCUAAAUAAUUUCAAAAUUUUUAAUAAAAUUAUUCUUUUUUGUUUUCUCUUCGACAAUCACCAUCCAACUCACGUUUAUUAUCGCUGGCGUCUCUACUCUACUAUGCAAGGCGAUGAUCGAACUAAAUGGCGUCUCGACAAAUUUAAAAUGUUUGAGGGCGGAAGUUGGUGGCAACCACCCCCACAUGCUUUAUUUGAAUUAGGAAUGCCUCCACAACUUUAUAAUACCGCCUAUGUACCGAAAAGACGACGUUCUAAUGACAAAAAACAAGCUAAUAAUGUACAUAAACGAUCAUCAUCAACAGAAAAGAAAAUAGGAGAAGAAAAAGAAGAAACUGAUGAAAGUAAGGAACGUGUAGAACGAAGGAAAAAAGCUUUAAAAAAUAUUGCCGAAAAAGAAGAACAGCGAAAACGACUCAAAGGUGUGUUGAAUGAUCAAUCACGAGAAGAAUUAGAGAAUCUACUCAGGAAUUUGACACCAGAAAAGAUUGCUAUUGGUGAUGCGAUGGUAUGGUGUUUAGAUCAUGCAGAAUGUUCAAAGGAAAUUACACAAUGCAUUUUUGAGUCAUUGUGCAUAAAAGAAACACCGCUACAUAGAAAGAUUGCUCGAAUUUACCUAGUAUCGGAUAUUUUAGCAAAUUGUGCGGUUCGAGUGAAAGAUGCAUUUUAUUAUCGUCAACAUUUUGGUGACUAUUUGUUAAAAAUUUUCUCUGAACUCAAUGAAGCACUUGAUUCAAUUGAAAGUCGGUUGAAAGCUGAACAGGUUUUUAAAAAAAUAUUUUGGAGUUUAAAUAUUUUAGUUUCGACAACGCGUCAUGCUUUGUUUUCGAAAUUGGGAGGACCAUGCUGUUUACCCAACACAAGACCUAAUCAAAUGGCAGAAUGUUUUCUUGGGCCUUUUAAAGACUGA